This is a messenger RNA of Aspergillus welwitschiae, 2092 nucleotides long. RefSeq names its product translation initiation factor eIF2B subunit delta. The record is from RefSeq and is a predicted model, not a curated record. The transcript is spliced from 2 exons. The coding region runs from base 118 to 2043 and encodes 641 amino acids. NCBI's taxonomy places the organism in Eukaryota, Fungi, Ascomycota, Eurotiomycetes, Eurotiales, Aspergillaceae.
CGUCUGGUACAGCAAUUCCUAGUUAACGACGGUGAGAUCCGGUCUCAGCAACUCCCAUUGACGCCCCUCCCAACCACCACAAAGCUCUUUACUAGUGAAGUAAAGUAACACAGUGGAAUGCUACUCCUAGAGAAGCUCCUUACACUGGGAAGCACCGUGGUGCAAUACUUGGGUGUUCUAGUGGUGGUGACAGCAGCUUAUGUGAAGCAGCAGCAGCAAAGCGUGAGUCAACGACGGGAACGGGUUUCAUCGCCGGCUCCCCCCACAACAUCCACUUCUUCUUCCACUUCCUCCGCCGAAAAAGUCUCCAAUGCCCCUCCCGAUCGCCUCGAUUCUCCCCCUCCGUCCUCCUACUACACAUUUCCUCUCAUAAUGGCGACCCCCGUUGACUCCUCACAACCCCCGGCUGAAAUGCAAUCCCAGCAAUCAUCAUCAUCUCCAGGCGCUGCCGCUGCUGCCGCCGGCGCCAACGCCUCCGCUAAGCCCGCUAAACCGCAGCAAUCACAGCCCGCCAAGCAACAAUCACAACAGCAACAAUCACAAUCCAAAGGAAAGGAUACUGCCGCCGCUGGUGGAGAUGGUGCCGCGCUCUCCCCCGCCGAAUUGAAGAAGAAAGCCAAAGCUGAAAAGGCCGCCCGUCGCGCUCGCGAACGCGCCGAACGUGAACAGUCCGGUGGUGCUGCUGCUGCGCCCGGUGGGGGUCAGUCAGCUGCUGGUGGUAAGAAGGGCGCAUCGGGUCCUGGUGGUGCUGGGGCUGGCGGAAAGGAUGCUUCUGGUGCUGCGACGCCUCAGAAGGGUGGUCAUCAGAAACAGUUGCCUCGCCGGGGUUCGGCGCAGGCGACCGGCCAGCUGGGGGCGGCGGAGUUGAAGAAGAAGCAGGAAGAGAAGAAUGUUUCGGUCUUUGGACAUCUGUAUGGUCAGCAGCGCAGGACUACGAUUGCUGGCGCUGGAAAGGAAGUUCAUCCGGCGGUUUUGGCGCUGGGCAUGCAGAUGAGAGAUUAUGUGGUUUGUGGUAGUAGUGCCAGAUGUGUUGCUACUUUGUUGGCUUUCAAGAGGGUUAUCGAAGCUUAUACUACCCCCUUGGGAACCUCUCUCGCCCGCCACUUGACUACCCACCUCUCGCACCAGAUUACCUACCUCUCUACAUGUCGUCCCUUGUCUAUCAGUCAGGGUAACGCUAUUCGCGCCCUUAAGCUCGCCAUCUCCUCCAUUGAUCCGUCUGUCCCCGAAGCCACCGCCAAGGCCUCGCUGUGCGAUUUCAUCGACAGUUUCAUCCGUGAGAAGAUCACCGUCGCCGACCAGGUCAUUGCCGGCAGCGCAGCACAGAAGAUUCAGGAUGGAGACGUUAUCGUGACAUUUGCGGGCAGCUCGAUCGUGAAGCAGACGCUGUUGGCAGCACACAAGGAGGGCAAGCAAUUCCGCGUUUCCAUCAUCGACUCGCGACCCCUGUUCGAGGGUAAGAACCUGGCGCGCACGCUCGCCAACGCCGGUCUGGACGUGCAAUAUUCCCUCAUGAACGGUAUCAGCCACGCCAUCAAAGACGCCACUAAAGUGUUCCUGGGCGCCCACGCCAUGACCAGCAACGGUCGCCUGUACUCGCGCGUCGGCACCGCGCUGGUCGCCAUGUCAGCCAAGGAGCGCGCCGGCGGCGUCGAGGUUCCCGUCAUCGUAUGCUGCGAGACAGUCAAAUUCACAGACCGCGUCGCGCUGGACAGUAUCGUCGUCAACGAGAUCGCGGACGCCGAUGAGCUGGUUACGGUCGAGCCGGUGCAGCAGCUGACCGGGUUGCCGGAUCCCGCAGCGCAGCCGGCCGUAGAGCCCAAGAAGGGCGGCAAGGCCAGCAGUGCGCCGGUGGAGACGAGCACGGCGGCACAGAGCAAGUCGUCGCCGCUGGAGGAUUGGAAGGAGUCGGCGAAUCUGCAGCUGUUGAAUAUCAUGUACGAUGUGACGCCGGCGGAGUAUGUGGAUAUGGUGGUGACAGAGAUGGGCAGUCUGCCGCCGAGUGCAGUACCUAUAGUGCAUCGGAUGAGUACGAACAUGUAGGUUUUUAGUUACGGUAGUUAGAUAAUGGGUUAGCAACAUGAUUUCUCUG